This is a messenger RNA of Nyctereutes procyonoides (raccoon dog), 2396 nucleotides long. It is a transcript of the gene NUSAP1, whose product is annotated as nucleolar and spindle associated protein 1. The record is from RefSeq and is a predicted model, not a curated record. The coding region runs from base 160 to 1503 and encodes 447 amino acids. Gene Ontology annotation, cellular component: microtubule; nucleolus; mitotic spindle. The transcript has 11 exons. Gene Ontology annotation, molecular function: microtubule binding. Lineage: Eukaryota; Metazoa; Chordata; Mammalia; Carnivora; Canidae. Gene Ontology annotation, biological process: establishment of mitotic spindle localization; mitotic cytokinesis; mitotic chromosome condensation.
CAGGAAACCCCGCCUUCACAGCAUUUUUAACCAAUAGGAGUGCAGUAUUUUCAAUUUAAACUCUCUAUAAAGUUCGGUUUGGCCAACGCUCUCUGUGGCGCCUGAGUUUUGAACUGCUUUGCUGUGUGUGGGGUACGCGUCCUCUGCGUGGUCGCCUGGAUGCAGCUCGCCAUGGCCAUACCCUCCCUUGAGGAGCUUGACUCCUUCAAGUACAGCGACCUGCAGAACUUGGCCAAGAGUCUCGGCCUCCGGGCUAACCUGAGGGCAGACAAGUUGUUAAAAGCCUUGAAAGCCUACCUUAAAGAUGAAGCAAAAAAAGAAAAUGAGAGUCAGAAUGGAACUCAAACUUCUGCAUCCUCCUGGGAUGAGACUGAGAUGCAGAUGAGCAGCCAGGAACAAGCUAAGAGGGAGCCAGUUGGCCACAUCAUCAAAACCAGGAGAAGGUGCAAGAACCCUGACUCCCAGCAGGAUCAUUCAGAGAUAAAAAUAAGUGAUCACACUGACUUCCAGGAUCCAGAGAAGCAGGAAAACCAGGAUUUCAGAACUGUUGGAGAAGUUCCUUCACCACUAGAUGAGAACCAAGGAGAGGAGAAUGCAGUUUCCACAGGAAAAAGAAGAAUAAAUGGUAAUGAAGAUUCAAAGGUACCUGCAGAAAGAAAGAAGCCUCUCUACGCAGAUGGGUUUUCCAAACCUGGAAAAAGUAAAAGAACUAUAAGUGCUACUCCAAACUUUAAGAAGCUUCAUGAGGCUCGUUUUAAGGAAAUGGAGUCCAUUGAUCAAUAUAUUGAAAGGAAAAAGAAACAUUUUGAAGAACACAACUCAUUUAAUGAACUGAAGAAGCAGCUGGUCACCAAAGAAGUGGUGGUGACUCCAGUUCCUCUCCGGGGAAGGCUCCCUGAGGCUCGAACUCCCUCCAGCCAGCGCCACUCACAGGGCCAGCCCCUGGGCCCUACAGGCCAGAGCACCUUGUGUGGGAAGGGGUCUGCCAAGCGUUCCAUUCUAUCAGCAACGAAGAUGAACGUCAGGUUUUCAGCUGCUACCAAAGAUAAUGAACAUAAGCGUUCACUGACCAAGACUCCAGCCAGAAAGUCUCCACAUGUGACCGUAUGUGGGAGUACCCCAAAAGGCCAGGCUGUGCUCGGGACAUGCAAGUUAAAGACCGCAAAGGGGAAUUCUGCUUCUGUUGUUACCCCAUUCAAAUUGACAACUGAGGCAGCACAGACUCCAGUCUCCAACAAGAAACCAGUGUUUGAUCUCAAAGCAAGUCUGUCUCGUCCCCUCAACUAUGAGCCACACAAAGGCAAACUGAAACCAUGGGGUCAACCUAAAGAAAAUAGUUCUCUCAAGCAACAUGCCAAUAGAGUUAGCUUCCACAAGAAAAAUUAUAAACAACCUCCUCUCCAGACUCGGGAAGAACAACGGAAGCAACAUGAACAAAGACGAAAGGAGAAGAAAGCAAAGGUUUUGGGAGCUCGAAGAGGCCUCAUUAUGGCUGAAGAUUAAUUUUUUAGCAUCCUGUAAAUAUUACUUCAUUCUGAACCCUUUCUUUAAUGUAAAUAUUUUUCUGUCUUCUUCACUUGAGUCAAGACUUCCUUCUGCUGUUUGUUGUUCACUAUGUAGUGUUGGGGGUUCUUCACAGGCUGCAUCUCUGAAAAGACCUUAUUAACCUUAACGCUCAGAUUCUUUGAAAUGUUUUUUUCCUAAGUGUACAAUUCAGUUUUCUGAGACUCAUCCUAUAUAUAACCUUGACUUAGAUUUUUAAUGUCUAGUUUCCUCUGCUGACAGAACUGGAAUCCUCUUCUAGACAGAAGCAUUGACCUGAUGGUAGGUAAUUCUACAAGCCUUAGUAGAACUUGACCAAUAAAAAGCUGAGAAGGCCACCUCUUCCUCCCCUAGAGGACCACAUAGUCUUACUGAAAUGGGGAGCAAUACACGUCCGUACUGGCAUAUUCUGUGUGACGUGGUUUAUUACCUAUGCAGGUCUGUUCAGAUCACCCGAUGUAAUCACCAUCUAUCACUCAAUAUAUUCUUAAAAACUCCAUAGCUCAUUCUAGCCUUACUUAUUUAAAAAUACCCAGGCCUAUAUUGAAACCUAAGGGUUGCUGCUUCAAGGGUCAGUAUACUCUGUCAGUUAGAUCUUACUUGUUUUAUGGGAAAGACCAGAGUUGUUCAGCAUCACAGCCAUGUUUGCUGCCCCUAAGUGGAGCUUCUGGGCUUUGUACUGAUGAAGAUUUUCAUGAAUGUUUUCUCAUGAUGGUAGAUUCUUUGCAAAUAAAUGGACUUCCAGAUUGAGUUGAGCAGCUAAGACUAACACCAGUUGACUUGUACUCUCCGUGCAUCCUGUCCUGACUACUUCUUCUCACACGAAGAAUAAAUGAGCAUAUCGUCCUCUGGUA